CUCGCCCCGCCGAGGCCCAAUGGCGAGCGGACUGGAGGGGGAGGGGGAGGCCGUGCGUGCGCGUUCUCGCAGGCUCAGGCGCGGCCCCGCGGCAGUGCGUGCGCGCUCACUCGCCCCCUCCCCCAGUCUUUCUGUCUCGGCCGUCGCGGUCGCCUUUUUUCAUCCUUCCGUCCCCCCACUAGCUCGUGUGAGGUGCUCGCAGCGGACCGGCCCCCGCUGAACUCGCCAUGGCUGACGAGAAGCCCAAGGAAGGUGUGAAGACUGAAAAUAAUGACCACAUUAAUCUGAAGGUUGCAGGGCAAGAUGGAUCUGUGGUGCAGUUUAAGAUUAAAAGGCAUACACCACUUAGCAAACUAAUGAAAGCCUAUUGUGAACGACAGGGUUUGUCAAUGAGGCAAAUCAGAUUCCGGUUUGAUGGGCAGCCAAUCAAUGAAACAGAUACACCUGCACAGUUGGAAAUGGAGGACGAAGAUACAAUUGAUGUGUUCCAGCAGCAGACAGGAGGAGUCUACUAAAAGAGAACCAAACUCCCUUUCCCACAGACAACACAUUCACAAUUAGAAAAACGAGACUUGGUUCAGCCACAUCUUGACUACUGCAGUAUAGCUUUUCUCUCUUUGAUUUCUUUUCCUAUUCCUUCUAUUGUACAUAACGUAACUGGUGUAUGUGCACAGACAUGCAUAUUUUUUUUAACUAAAUGGCCAAUGGUAUGUUUUGAUCAACAUCAUAUGGAGAUGGGGUGGUAAAAACAAACUGGUCUGUGAAAAUGCCCCAUUCCUCCAUGGCAUGCUCCUCUAACUUUUAUCUUUAUAUUCCAGUAAGUUAUUUUGCUCUCAUUGUUGAAAAACAAAAACCUUGCAUACCUUAUUUGAUUGGAUAAUUUCAAUGUUUUUCUUUUAUCGUUGUACAACCAAGGACGAUUUUAUAACUUUUUUGUACGUAGCUGUUACAUGUAGAGCAAUCUGUCUUUAAGUAGGGGUAAAUUACUCUAAACAAAAAAUUGAUCUUGGAUAGUUUUCCCUUCAAGUAAAGCGUCUUGUUGUUUAAAUAAACUUCUUGUUUAAAAUAAGCUUAUUUUUCUUUGUUGUUAUAACAUUUAAGCUUGAGAUGAGUCAGCUGUUGUGGCAGACACUGAAUCCACUAGUUACUUGCUGUUGUUUCAUCAAAUUGCUUGCCCAGUUAUUAUGCUUCCCCCUACUGUCUAGAGCAGAGUAAACUUGUCAGAUGCAGAGAGAUGGACUUUUAUCCUUUUUUAAAAAAGAAUAGCUCUUGUACUGAAAGCCUUGGGAAGAAAUGCCAGGGUUUCUAAAUUAGAUAGCCAGAUAAAAAUGUUUGGCUUGUGCUUCAUAGAAUCAUAGAGUUGGAAAGGGACCACAAGGCUCAUCUAGCCCAACCCUUUGCAAUGCAGGAAACCUGCUCAAUCUUGGGCUCAGACCCAUGACUCUGAGAUUAAAGUCUCAUGCUCUACCAACUGAGCUAUCCCAAGUACAGUAUGUACAAAAGGAAACCAGCUGGCAUGCACCUUUAUAUUCGUAUAUAAUUGAGAGGCUGUUCUGAAAGACUAAGGUUAAACUAUAUGUAAUGUGGGUGAUCUGUGGCUAGGUUUCUUCAUGGCUUUUUAGUGAUUAUCCAUCCUCACACAGCUACUUUGAAGUGCUGGUGAAAUGUUUAACCCUUUUUUCACAUACAGUUUCCCUCACAUUCUCCUGAUCUAAAUUGCAACCCAUCACCCUGCUAUUAACUUUGUCGGGAGAAGCGCAAGACGAAGGCUUUAUGGGGAGGCAGUUUCUGGGUCUGGAAGCUAUUGACAAAUUUCCAGUUCUGGAUGGGGUUGCACUCCUCUGGAAGCAGGUAUAAAGCUUGGAGGUGUAGUUAGUAGUGCCUUUUACCUGCUUUCUCUGGAACCGUUUUGGCCGUAUCAUGAUUGGGCUAGUUCGGGUAGAGGUAACCUUGAGACUGGAUUACUGCAGUGGGCUAUAUCUGGGGCUGCACUUGGGCCUGGUCUAGAAGUUCCAGCUAAUGCAGAAUGCAGGGGCUAGGCUGCUGAUGGUGUCAGAUGGCCAAUAGCAUGCAGCACCUCUGCUAAAACCCCUCCCCUGGCUGCCCAUAUGCUCUUGGACAAGGCCUGAACAACUUUGGGUCCAGGAUAUCUUAAGGACUGCCUGAACCUGUGAUUGGUGAUCAAUCACUGAGAUCAUCCAGAAGAGUGCUGUUAGUUGUCCCACAUGUUAGAGUGGACUGACUGGUCUCUGCUAGAAGAUGGACAUUCCACAUCUGACCUGUGGAAUAAAUACUCUUUCAGCAGAGAUUUAGCAGACACCCUUAUUACUUUCAUAAAGAUCUUUUUAUGCCAUUAGGACCUGCGCAGCUGUUAAAACUUUCUUGAUUAGCAAGUCAUUUUCAUGAUCAUUUUAUAUUGUUUUUAUGGUGUUUUAUGUUUUGUUGUAUAUAUUGUACUCUGCCUUGAAAUAUGUGUUGGUGGCAUUUAAAUAAAUGAAUAGCUUGAGAGGGCUGAUUUAGAUUGGGGGAAAUAGCCUAAGAUGAAAGAGGAUGAAACCUCAUUUCCCCCAUCUUUGGAGUAGUUGCU
This is a messenger RNA of Zootoca vivipara (common lizard), 2587 nucleotides long. It is a transcript of the gene SUMO2, whose product is annotated as small ubiquitin like modifier 2. The record is from RefSeq and is a predicted model, not a curated record. NCBI's taxonomy places the organism in Eukaryota, Metazoa, Chordata, Lepidosauria, Squamata, Lacertidae. Gene Ontology annotation, molecular function: protein binding.